GCAUCGCCGACGAAAAUGCAUCAUUGUGCAGUGACUGCAACCUGACAGGUUGAAGAGCGGCCACGCGACGGCACGAGCGUUCAGAAGUGCUGGAUACUUCGCCCCGAGCACACGUAGCGUCGAGAAACCGCGCCGGCCAACCACGACGCACACACGACUCCGAACAGUGUUUUAAAAUUUUAAAAUUGGAACUUUAAUUUUUUAAAGUGAACAAAUUUUUUCUUGGUGUGCACAGCGUAAAGUCUUAACCAUGUGGAACUUUUUACGGACAGCGCUGCUGCUGAUGACGAUCGCGGCGUGCCAGUGCUCCUCGCCCGGCAACAGCCUGCAGAAGACUGACAAGCUGAAGCCAGACCCCACCACCCACGAGCUGCUCAGCUCACUCGGCUUGAAGAAGCUGAGGGUGCCGGCGGCGCACCAUCGCAAGCGCCUGGCGGAGCAGGGCCGCCGCCACGCCACCGGCGACUCCAGGAUGUUCGUCAUCAAGCUGCCCCCGAAUCUAAACUACUACACGCAUGCCGACCCCGCCCCCGCAGCCGCGCGCACCCUGCCGCUACAGAUGCACAGCAACGGCAAGCCGGCAAGAGUCUACCACUGGAAUAUUCCGGUUCUGCAGAAGAUGGCUAAGAACAGGCCUCAGGCGAGAUUCGAUGAUGACAUCGUAGACGUGGAGAGCCGACCCACCUGGCCCAAGGGCGCCCACGGACACCCCAACUCGCUCGACGCGCUCGCGUACUACGUGCCUGAGAAGAAACAGUCGUUCAGAAAGUACUUUUCCGGAAAUGGAAAGCCGAAAUCGUUUUAUAUCAUAGAGAAAAGCAAAAAGGAGGCGGAAUUCCAUAGACUACUCCCGUAAUUUGUUCUAAAAAGGUUUUCUUUCCUUGAUCUUUUUUUGUAUGAUCUGGUUAAUUAACAUCUUAUAGACCAUCUUUUACUAUCGACAAAAACAGUUUUAGUUUUCCUUAUUUCGUAAGAUGUCAUUUUAAGUUCAUUUUUAAGUAUCCCUCAGUGUCUAUUUAUUUAGAAGUGUAAAUAUAUAAGUCUGCUGAAUGCAUUUCAUAGUGAUAAGUAAAUAAAUAGGUGCUUGUAAUGUAAGUUUUAGUAAGACUGCGAAACGAAUUUAAAUUAUUUGUAAUUUAAUUCUACUGUUAUACCUACUCCGAUAUCAGAUAAAAAUUAAAUCUGUUUUUUUGUAUCUUACCGUUGCCUAUGUUAGAUCAACCUUCAGUUCCCCUUACAAACAUAAUAGCAAAAUUAAAUUGUGGGUGUAAGUAAAUAGCUGCAAUUUUGUUUGUAUGUAGAUCUGGGGGUUCCCUUAAUCAUGCUACUUAUCUAUACCUCCUGCUUAAUGCAAUUACUGAUUAGAAACUGUGCAAAAUUUUACUGUUACUAUGGACCCACUGUCUCACCAAUUAAAGUCUGUAGAAAAUUCAAAUGUAAACAUUUAGAGAGACACCCUACCUAGUAAAUCUAAACACAUAAAUAAUUAAGUAUACUUCGCUGCAAAAUAUUGCAACUAAUGUGAAAGUUGGUAAUGUGAAUGCUACUAUCUACUCCGUAUCCUAUUAUUAGUUUUGCCAACGAAACAUUUUGUACAACAUUUUAAUUGUAGUAAUAAAAUAUUUUAUUAAAUUCGUAAUGU
This is a messenger RNA of Plutella xylostella (diamondback moth), 1642 nucleotides long. RefSeq lists its product as uncharacterized. NCBI's taxonomy places the organism in Eukaryota, Metazoa, Arthropoda, Insecta, Lepidoptera, Plutellidae. The record is from RefSeq and is a predicted model, not a curated record.